CUUCCAGGUCUUUUAGAGUUGGAAAAUUAACGUGAAUAUUCAGGACUUCAUCCUUACGCACAAAAAUUUCGGAAGAUGCGCAUCUUCGGGACCAGUGCGACCUUCAUAAUAUGCGGCUUGAGUAGAUUACAUCAAUUCCAAAGCGCUGGCAAUGUUCCCCAUGUUGACGCACCGGUUUCAAUGCGAUCUGCUCUGGCAAACGAGACGCCAAACGUGGCUGUUCCCCACCAAAGCUUACCGCUUGGGGAGCGACCAUCGGGCACCAUAAAUCGUUCUCGGGAGAUCAUUCUGGGAAAAGCUGCAGGUCCAUUGUCUCACGAAGUUAUCAACUUAGAUGAUGACCUUCCAGAAACAAGCAACAGGCCCGGGAUGGAAAGCCAGCAAUUCCAAACCACUGGCAACAUUCCCGAUGUUCAUGGCGCAUCGGCUUCAAGUUCAAUGCAAUAUGCCCUGUUAAAUCAGAGGUCAAGAAGGGUAGAUCCAGAUCGAAGCUUACCGCUUAAGGAGCAACCCACGGGCACCACGAAACGUCCUCUAGAGAUCGUGCUGGCCAGCGCCUCAAUCCCACCAUCUCACGAAGUCAUUCACUUAGAUGAUGACCUUCCAGAUAUAAACAAGAGGCCAAGGAUAGAAAGAGCAUCUGAGGAAAUGCUUACUUCAUGGUACAAGGAAAUGUCAAAAAAUUGGCUCGAUUGGAAGGACGAUGUGAUCCAAACAACCAGACUGCUUGAGAACUCGAUCGAAAGGCAGAGAUUUGAGUUGACUGUAGACACUUUACUGCGUUCAAUGUCUAAUCUCUUUCAUAAAAAAAUGGUUGAACUCACAGCAAGGAACUUGCGUACGCCAGCCAAGUCUUUCCAAUCAACUGACCAUAUUUUGUCGGAAGAGAGUGGGAUGAAAAACAUCGCAAAGAUCUACACAACUUGGAAGCCCUUUUAUGAUGAGACAAAGACACCAGAGGAAAUUUCAACUAUCAAAAAAGGAUGCGAUUUGAUGAUUGACGCUUUCAUUGACUUGCAAAAGUUUCAAAUCCUCACUGAUAGACGUCUUCAUGAUUUCUUGAACGAGAACAACGGGAGAGAAUUCAUUUUGGCAUAUGUCAUGGACCGAUUUCCUUUCACUAAGGAUGCACCAGUGAACGAAAUGUACCUGAACUUCAACAUAAAACUAAGCCUCACAGAAGGUCCUUCCACCCGCAAGAUGUCCAAUCUCUUAGGGCUCCUGGAGCCAGAAACUUGGAAAUACAUUGAGUUCCAUUACUUGAUGAACCAGAUGAAGUAUAUGUACCCAAUAAUGCCUGAAUCUACAGCAGGAUUCAAUGAAAUCAAAUAUUGUUUCCUGGUAGAGGCAUCACCACACAAAGCGCUGACAUCAGAGAAGCUGCAGUUUUUAUUGCACAAAAUCGUUACUUACAUGUCCAAGCAUUCAGCCACAGAGAAAGCGGAAUUCAAGAAACGACAUCUUGUUGAAUACAAGCAGUUAUACGACAUGCUGGGAUUCCUCAUGGAUUAUCAUAAACAUCUGAUUUCCUUGGAAUUUCAAUUCAAGCACUCAAAUAUUUUGAACAAAGUCAUUGCAUUUCAGGAGGGAGUUGGACUGUUAUCAAGUAUUUUCCAUUCAACCUAUGCAAUUGAGACAGAAAUAAAACGCCAGAAAAAUGGUGAAAAUGCAUAUUUGGAAUGUUUGACAGAUCUCAACAAGAAUAGACUUGUUACAAGAUACAAAAAUGAGCAAUGGGGAGAAUUUCUGCAAGUAUAUCAGCCAGGGGCUUCUUUCCAACAAGCAUUGGAUGUAUUUGCAUCAAAAAGCCAAAAAUGGUUAACUGAGAUGUUGAACAAUGAGAAAAGCAUUGCAUGGGAUUCAUUCAUGACAUCAAAGAACCAGUUGAAACAAUACUAUGCUAUAGCAAGCACAAUAUGGGGUCAAGAGAGUGUUUCUUUCCGGCAUUUUGUCUUACUAUUUGUAAGAUCAUUUGGUGAUAUUGUCAAGAAAUUUGAAGAAGCUGCACAAAAAAUUCAGUAAAAGAAACAAAACAAAUUGAAACAUCUAUCUUUCUUGAAUUGAACUCUAGAAACCUCCAGCUAUUCCCAUCAUCAAGCCUAUCAAAUAAGCUAAUGCAGCCAUGCCUUAUUUUUAACUUGCAUUUCAUACAAAAAGUCCCCUAGCUUUGAUUGGAAGUUCCAUUGCACAUGAUCUAUUUCAAAAUAUUGUCACUUCACCGCAUUAUCAAACGGAGCUAUUGCAGUCUAAGAUAGGCAGUUGGUAUUGCUUCUACAAUUCUAUAUCUCAUGUUUUGACUAAAUGAUAGCUACAUUCUUUUUGCACUGAAAUAUUACAGCAUCAAACCAACAACCUGCAUGUAGUUACCUUGUGUUUGCUCUAUUGUUCUUGCCUCUCAAAGGGCACAUACAUGACUUGGCAAAAACUGAUGUUUGGAGUUUGGUACCCAAACUUUUGGCUGAGAACUCUUCUGGAGACUAGAAUAAAAUGAUGCAGGCUACAUGGUCACAGUGACAUGAUCAGGGAUGCCCAUUGUGUGGAUGGAGCCAUCAAUGAUCCUCGACAUAUUCACUGCCAGUUGGAUCAGCUCCAUGUAUACUGUUUUGUAGGUACUCGGCACUUUACGUUCAAAAUAAA
Puccinia graminis f. sp. tritici CRL 75-36-700-3 is the source of this 2637-nucleotide messenger RNA. RefSeq lists its product as uncharacterized. The coding region runs from base 76 to 2022 and encodes 648 amino acids. NCBI's taxonomy places the organism in Eukaryota, Fungi, Basidiomycota, Pucciniomycetes, Pucciniales, Pucciniaceae. The transcript is spliced from 6 exons. The record is from RefSeq and is a predicted model, not a curated record.